AUGAAGCGUGUUAUAAGGUGGAAACCGGUUAGCGAGCGAAUCUGUGUAUUGAGGGUACGGGGCAAAUUAUUCAACUACAGCUUGGUCAACAUCUAUGCACCGACAAACGAUAAACCCUAUGACGCAAAGGACGCGUUUUACGAGUGUCUCGGCAAAACUUACGGAGAGUGCCCAAAGUAUGACGUGAAAAUUUUUAUCGGGGACGCCAACGCUCAGGUCGGUAGAGAGGACUUUUUCCGUCCAAUCAUUGGUAAGGAGAGCCUUCACUCUGUAACCAAUGACAACGGCCUGAGACUAGUGACCUUCGCUGCAGCUAGAGGGAUGGCCAUCAGCAGCACUUACUGUGCACGCAAAGACAUCCGUAAGCACACCUGGAUGCACCCGAAUGGCGAAACUUGCAAUCAAAUAGACCAUGUCCUGGUAGACGGCCGACACUUCUCGGAUGUUAUAGAUGUGAGGACCUUCAGAGGACCAAACAUCGACUCUGAUCACUAUCUCGUCGUCAGUAAAAUUCGAGCACGGUUAUCAACUCAAGAACUCAAGAACUCAGCGACCGUUGCGUUUCAAUAUCCAGCGCUUCUUAGCAGAAGGUGUGACGGACGAGUACCGCCAGAAGCUUGA
Molecule: messenger RNA, 621 nt
Organism: Topomyia yanbarensis
Lineage: Eukaryota; Metazoa; Arthropoda; Insecta; Diptera; Culicidae
Product: craniofacial development protein 2-like
Exons: 1
Coding region: 1-621 (206 amino acids)
Source: RefSeq, a predicted model, not a curated record